AUGGCGAGAACAAUGCCGGCAAUACAAGGAAGAAAGAAGGUACCGAAGAAAGCCAUUCCCUCGUCCAAGAUCACCAAGCCGCCGCCGAAGUCCUUCGGUCGCGAACCUACCCUAUCGCUGAUCAGAGUCAAGAAGAAGACAGCAAAGGGACGGAAAACUCGAACAAUCAAGGCUGUAGAGAUCCGAGCCAGCGCCGGAGAUUCAUCCCAAAGUAACGUCCAGCCAACUGCACCAGACGACUCUCAGUUCCGCCUCUUUCCCGAGUUGCCGCUCGAAAUCCGCCUCAAGAUCUGGUCUCUGAUGGCACCCUCGCCCCAAACGCUCGUCCAAAGCAAGCCUCUUGAGUACAGACCCCGAUACACCAUCUUCGAAAGCCGUCCGACGCCAGUCGUAAUGCACGUUUGCCGCGAGUCCCGAAACGAAUACCUGUACCGCGAGAACGAUGCCGCCAACAACGUUGAGGGGAAGGGCCCCAGCUUGUAUGCGCCAAUUUUCCCAAACGAGAACGCAAAGUUGAGCUUCUUUUCAUUCGAGGUGGAUACGUUGCAUUUGAUGACUUUCAGAGUAGCAGAACCGGUUGUGCGCAGCAACCUCCGUACAAUCAUAAUGGGGCCGUCUCCCAACCUUUCCCCGCUCUUCAGAAAGCUUGACGAAUACAGAGUCUCUCACCAUUCUAACUACAACUAUCUGCAAGUUGCAGUCAACAGUCUAACAACCCGAUCCUGGUACAUUCACCCUCCACUGGAUAGCCGCCAUAUUGUGGGAAACCCACGACCCUCGAAUAAUCAUACGCUACUGAUCAGCGAAGCCGUCCAUUUUAGUUUUGACGGAAUCCAACAUGACCCGCAUAUCAAGUUGGGGAUGGGCUCUCGACACAACUUCAAGUAUAACUUCCACGAAUUGGUCAACUUCCCAGAGUUGAAGACCUUAGUGGUCAUGAUUUCAAGACAAGAGACAAUUCCUGAGGAUCCCAACAAGCAUAUUGUGUACAGGACCUUGAACGUCGUCAAGAAGAGAUACCCCUCCUUCAAUGUACCCGAAGUCGAGUUUCGCUUUGCUUACUAGGUACCCGCGACGUUCAGCAAGGAAGAGGAACAUUGAAUUGGUACAAAAUCCGAAUGCUCCAGAACACGAGGAGCUCCCUCACUAGUCGCCUUUCAUUGUCCCCUGGAACUCGGAACAUUCAUCUGUGGGCCUCAAUUUGCUUUCUCG
Hyaloscypha bicolor E is the source of this 1212-nucleotide messenger RNA. RefSeq lists its product as uncharacterized. The coding region runs from base 1 to 1065 and encodes 354 amino acids. NCBI's taxonomy places the organism in Eukaryota, Fungi, Ascomycota, Leotiomycetes, Helotiales, Hyaloscyphaceae. The record is from RefSeq and is a predicted model, not a curated record. The transcript has 3 exons.